ACAAACAUCAUACGUGGCUCAAUUCCCCAUACUGACUUCGCUAUAAUUCGGUCACCCUCACUUGCUCGCACAUCAUUUCCGUUCUUUAACACUGUCAUUCAACGCCUCUUCCUUCCCCGCCGGAAACCAAACGAAGCAGAAGACCACUGUCUCACGCCGUUAAUUAAUUUCAUACACAGGAAUUCUAGCGGUUCUUUUCUGCUUUAAGCUUCUAUUCAAGGUUUGCUUUUUCUGGGGAGUUAGAUAGUCUCUGUGAUACUGUGAACAUGGGAGCAGCUUGUUGUGUAGCUGCAAGUGAUAAAGAUUUCCCCAGCACAACUGGAUGUCAAGCAUUGCAUAGGAGUUCCGGAUGUUCCCCAACGUUGAGUUUUCGUUGGGACAACCGAAGGCGUGUGGCCGGUGAAAUUGAGGAUUUGUCAUGUCAAAUGUCGUGUGGAGUCAGUAGAGAUGUUAGUGUGGAGAUGAAGGGGACUUUAGGUUCAGAUAGAGGUAAUCUUUCAGAUGGUUUAAGCCCGCUUGAGAGUUUUGGAACACCUAUAUCUCUGAAAUCACCGGUUCAUGAAGGAAUGGGUGUGAUCCUGACGGCUCAACCUUCAGAUCUAUCCACGGAAAGCAAUUACCCUAUGGGGGUGAAGAGCUUGGCGGAAUCACCUGAUAUUGCAGACUUGCCAUUACCAAAGAUUUCAUAUUCUGUACAUUCAUCAUUUUCAACACCUACUACUGAUCCUUUACCAACAUGUGGUCAUCCGCAUCCUCCUAACUCAACCCCAUCUAGACGGGCUCGCCGCUCACCUGGGCACCGGUUAUUAAGACAGGUUUCUGAUAGUAGAAUCCUGGGAUUAAAAUCACCAAAUAACUGUUCUUUGUCUGAAGGAAGGUCAUCAUUUGUACUCUCCACUUGCAGCCAUGACUUAACAUUGGGAUCCCAUGGUGGAUCUUCUGACGGGUGGUCCAUGAGAACCUUUUCUGAACUUGUAGCCUCUUCACAAAGAGGGAGGUGGUCUUUUGACAGUGAGCACUUUGGCUCUGGCUUUGGAAAAACAAGUGGAUGUAGCAGCAGGUUCUCGUGUUCUCCCUCCUUAGAUCUGCAAACUUGUGGAGCUUGCUCAAAGUUCUUGACUGAGAAAUCUGUGUGGAGCAGCCAGAGAAUCAUCAGCACCAAUGACCUCCCAGUGGUUGCUGUGCUGCCAUGUGGGCAUGUAUACCAUGCCGAGUGCUUGGAGGCUACAACUCUGGAGGUUGACAAGCAUGAUCCCGCAUGCCCAAUAUGUGAGGGAGGAGAGAAGCAAAUUUUGAAGAUGUCUAAAAAAGCUCUGAGAACUGAAGCAGAAUUAAAAGCAAAAAGCCUUAAGAUAUCAAGAAACCGAGUCAUUGAUAGUUACCAUGAUAGCGAUUCUGAUGAUUUUUAUCAACAAAAGAAUGCCAUGAAAGACAGAGAAGCUGCAAAGAUGGAUCCCGGCUCUGGUGCAGCAAGCUCCUCCGUGAAGCCAUUCUUGAGACGGCGCUUCACAUUUGGGUCUAAAUGGAGUCGAACCCUUUCAGAGAAAAAAGGGUUCUGGGCAAGACAUGGCAAAGAUUGACUUGACUAGUUUGAGGUGCUGCACAGAAGUGGCUAAGAGACCACCCAUACAAGCAAUGCGCCUCCCAGCAGCGAAAUGUAAAUGAUAGGCGAUUGAUUUUGGGUAUCAAUUUCGAGAAGAUCCACGGAAAGGGCUUAAAAGGUGUAUUGAUGUCUUCCCAGUUUACUUUUCGGAAUGAUAUAGUUAAUAUUAAGUAGGUACAAAUUAAUUUUACUCAUUUGACACCAAUCAUCAAGGUUGAUAUUAUCAGGGAAAUUAUGAAUGUAUAGCCCUAGACAUCUGAAUCACCUGUGAAUUUAUUAAACCAUUCUUAAAAGGUUGAAAGAGAGUGAUGCUUGAUACAAUUAAUCAUUUUUUCAUAA
Molecule: messenger RNA, 1942 nt
Organism: Populus nigra (black poplar)
Lineage: Eukaryota; Viridiplantae; Streptophyta; Magnoliopsida; Malpighiales; Salicaceae
Exons: 5
Coding region: 267-1580 (437 amino acids)
Source: RefSeq, a predicted model, not a curated record